Messenger RNA from Talaromyces proteolyticus, 954 nucleotides. RefSeq names its product beta-lactamase-like protein. The record is from RefSeq and is a predicted model, not a curated record. The transcript has 2 exons. Bases 1 to 954 code for a protein of 317 amino acids. NCBI's taxonomy places the organism in Eukaryota, Fungi, Ascomycota, Eurotiomycetes, Eurotiales, Trichocomaceae. Gene Ontology annotation, biological process: secondary metabolite biosynthetic process.
AUGGUAUCAAACACGCAAGAGGGUAGAGAAAAGCAUUCUUAUAAUGCAUUUAGUGAUUAUCUUUCAGCACAAAGAGGAUUAAUUCCUGAACUUCCUCCCGUGACCCAUGUGACAUCUCGAGUUAUUAGAAUUCUGGGAGGGAACCCAGGAGAGAUGCAGUUACAAGGAACCAAUACAUAUCUAUUGGGCACUGGAAAUUCCAGAAUACUGGUUGAUACUGGCCAAGGAUUUAAAUCUUGGAUUGAGAGUUUGAUCCAGUAUCUGAACAGCAAAAACCUAGACAUUUCUUUUGUUCUCCUCACACACUGGCAUCAAGAUCAUACAGGCGGUGUUCGAGAUCUGAUUUUCCAUAAACCACAUCUCGCGUCUCGUAUUUACAAAAGCAAUCCCGAUCGUGGUCAGAUACCCAUUGCAGAUGGGCAGAUCUUCCAUGUUGAAGGCGCGACUUUAAAAGCGAUUCUAGCUCCAGGCCACGCUUUUGAUCACACCUGUUUUGUUCUAGAAGAAGAACAGGCUCUAUUCACAGGAGAUAAUAUUCUCGGGCAUGGAUUUACUGUUAUUGAAGACCUGGGAGCGUAUCUCUCAAGCCUAAGAUAUAUGGAGAGCCAGAGAUGUCUCGAGGGUUACCCCGGCCAUGGAACGGUGAUUGAAAAUCUCGCAUGCAAAAUAGGCCAAUAUAUUCGACGCGAAGAACUUCGCAUUAACCAAGUGUAUUCACUACUAGUGAAAAAAAAUGUUUCUCAACAAGGCUCUCUGAGAAAGUCCAGUUUCACCAAUCGAGAGCUUGUAACACUCCUUUAUGGUGAAGUGUCCGACUCGUUGUUUGAGAUUGCCUUGGGGCCGUGCAUAAAUAAUUGUUUAUGGAAAUUGGCAGAAGAUGGAAAAAUAGGAUUUGAGAUUAGAGGGUGUAAUAGGGUUUGGUACGCUCAUUCAAGUGUUUUUCUUGGGAACUAG